UGCAUUAUUGAAUGUGUGCAGUGGAGUAUCAAAAGAGGAUGCAAUACGUGUACUUGGAGAGGGCCACAGAAGAACAAUUGUGUGUCCAGAAGCAAGUUAGAUGUACUUUUUAGUGGCAAACUCGGGGCUUUUGCGUGAAUCUGUGAAGCGAAAAUUGUGUGCCAUGGUGAAGGGGAGUGUGUAAGAAGGUGUUCCGUGUAAUAACUUAUAUAAUAUUAAGACAAGAAAUAAUGGUGUCCUCAUGUGAGGUCUCCUGCGAGGGAACCUGAUAGUUGUACAUAUCGCGACGGUCGGCGUAGAGUGUGGCUGCUUUUGGACAGUCUCAUCCCUGGGCAGAACUGGGGCUGAUAAAUCCCAAAUUGACGUGCAGUGAGCGAGAAGAAACGUGGAGUAUCACAUAUCCGACGGAAUUUAAAAGAAUGGAUAUUUAUGUAGGAAGAUAGAUGAAUUUAUCAUACUUAAAUCAUCAUAAAUUUCUAAGGCUUAACCACGAUGAUACACAAUAUCGACAGUGCGCUGCGAGAGGGUAGAAUUUAGGGCGAGCGCGUGAAUUUUCACAUAUUCGGUGGUAAAGUGCUUUUGGUGGAAAAAGCAAGAUGGCGGUUGACCGCAACGGCAUCAGUAUCGACUAUUGCAGAAAGUGUACAGAGGAGAGGAAGCGAAGUGCUCCAUGGCACCUCUGGGGCCGCUUCGGGGUGCAAUUCGGCGAGUCCCUGCGGAGCCUGGCGCCGCGGAAGAUGGGCCUCAUACAGAUGAUGUACAUGACAUUUUUCUACAUGACCUUUUGUAUCUGCUGGGCCCCCGUGUGCUCUGGCUUCCUGCUCGACGGCUCGCAGACAUCCUUCGCCCAGUUCCGAAAGUGGUUCACGGGGCUCAACGGCUCGCUAGAGCUGGAGUUCAAGACGGAGCAGCCAAAUGGGCUGGUGCUGUACACAGAUGACGGGGGAACGUAUGACUUCUUCGAGCUGAAGCUCGUCGAGGGAGCCCUGAGAUUGCGCUACAAUCUCGGCGGAGGUGCUCAAAUAAUCACCGUGGGUCGUGAUUUACAUGAUGGACACUGGCAUAAAGUGCAAGUACUGCGCAGUGAUGAGCAUUCGACACUAACCGUUGAUGGAGUGUCGCAGACGCGGUCGUCCAGGGGAAAGGAAUUUCAAUUUGGAAAAUUCGCUACUAAUUCUGACGUAUUUGUUGGUGGAAUGCCAAACUGGUACAACUCUAAAUUGACCCUGUUGGCACUGCCCAGCGUAAUAUUUGAGCCUCGAUUUAGGGGCUCAAUACGGAACCUCGUGUAUGCCGAUCAGCCUGGCGUCCCUCCCCGACGGCAGGAAAUGCGCCAACCUCGGGAUAUAAAGUGUGGCGAUGCUCCUUGUGACGUUAAUGAAUUGCCGAAAGAGAAAGUCACGCGGGGCCUUCGGAAUGUAACAGAUGCUUGCGAACGACACGAUCCCUGCCAGCAUGGUGGCAUAUGUAUAUCGACAGAUUCUGGGCCAUUGUGUGAAUGCAGGAAUUUGGAAUAUGAAGGAAUGUACUGCGAAAGAGACAAGGCUCCAUCAGAGGCCACUUUUCGGGGCACAGAGUUUCUCUCCUAUGACUUAGGACAGACCGGAGGGGAACCGAUUGUGAGUGCUCAAGAUGCAAUUUCACUGUACUUCAGAACCAGACAGCCAAAUGGGUUGCUCUUCUACACUGGCCACGGAACGGACUAUCUGAAUCUCGCUCUCCGCGACGGCGGCGUAUCGUUAACCAUGGGCCUAGCGAAUGGGAAGCAGGAGAUGCAUAUCAAGCCCUCCCGAGUUAGAUUUGAUGAUCAUCAGUGGCACAAAGUCACAGUUCAUCGCAGAAUUCAAGAGAUAUCAUCCAUUACGAGCUUUUGUCGGCUGGUGGCCGUGGUUGACGAUGUAUACACUGAUCACUCUCAUAUCGCCGGGAAGUUCACAAUGCUAUCCUCCUCGAGAGUUUACGUGGGUGGAGCUGUUAAUCCUCGUGCACUCCAGGGUGCCAGAGUGCACAAUAACUUCGUUGGAUGCCUGAGGAAGGUGGAAUUCUCAGCAGACACACUGCGUCUCAACCUCAUCGAUUUAGCCCGCACGGGGUCCAAAUUGAUACAAGUCGCCGGAAGAGUUGACUACAUGUGUCCGUCCGGAGACCCUCAAGACCCCGUCACAUUCACAACCAGAUCAUCGCAUUUGACACUUCCAAUGUGGGACGCCUCUAAGCAGGGGACAAUCUCCUUCAAAUUCAGAACAAAUGAACCUAAUGGAUUAAUUGUAAUGAACAUUGGAACUCGACCACCCAAGUCUGACACCUUUGCCGUGGAGCUGCUCAAUGGCCACAUCUACGUUCACGUGGAUUUGGGUUCGGGUGCUGUCAAGGUGCGAGCCUCUCGACGCCGCGUUGAUGACGGUGUGUGGCAUGAGUUGAUGGUGAAGCGCAGCGGCCGGGAGGGAAAGGUGUCCGUGGACUCUGUGUGGAAUGAGUUCCGCACCCCGGGCGACUCCACACAGCUCGAAGUGGACGGCCCGCUCUACAUCGGUGGCACUGGACCGGCCUAUGCCAAUGUUAACUGGCCUCCAGCUGUUUGGACAGCGACACUGCGACAGGGAUACGUUGGAUGCCUGCGAGAUGUGGUGCUGAAUGGUAAACCAGUUGAUAUUGCAGCUUAUGCGCGACAACAGGACUCGGCAUCUGUGAAGCCCAGCUGCCAUGUGGUAGCAAGUCAAUGUGGAGGCUCACUGUCCCCCUGCCAGAACGGAGGAUCGUGCACCGAGGGCUGGAACAGACCACUCUGCGAUUGCUCCUCAACCCUUUACACGGGUCCUACUUGUGGCAGAGAAUCUGCCACUCUGGCGUUCAACGGCUCUCAACACAUGACCAUUUGGCCGAGAGGCACUCAAGGUACCCGUACUCAAACAGAAGAACUCAUCCUCCGCUUCAAGACAGCUCGCCCGGUGGGUCUGCUCCUGCUCACCAGUGCGGAAUCCAAUUCGCCAGAUCGUCUCGAGUUGGCACUUGUGGCCGGCCGUGUGAGGGCAAGUGUAAGAUUGGGUGAUCGCGAGAAGAAUCUAUUAGCAGGACAGGGCGUGCUAAAUGACAACAAUUGGCACACCGUGCGCUUCUCGAGGAGAGCCUCCAAUCUGCGGCUACAAGUUGACGGGGCUGCCCCCGUCAGGGGUACGUUAUCCGAGACAAUUCUGGGUAGACACAGUACAAUGGAGAUACGCUCGAUAUAUUUGGGUGGACUGUUUCAUGCUGAGGAGGAAAUUCAAAUGACCUCCAUGAUGCCACACUUUGUCGGCCAAAUUCAGGGCUUUGUCUACAAUGGAAAUAGGUACAUUGAUAUGCUGUGGAGUUUGGGCACGGAAGUAACGGCUCUGCCUUCCGUGUCAUUUAAAUUGACGGCACGUUUUGUGAAUUCACCACCUGGAAAUCCUUACCAUGCCGCCACAUUCCGCUCCAAGCACUCCUACGUGGGCCUCCCCAUGCUGAAGGCGUACUCUGAUGUGCUUAUUGAUUUUCGCUUCAAGACACUGGAGCCCAAUGGCUUGCUCUUCUACAACGGCGGCCGUCGGAGUGAUUUUAUCGCCCUGGAGCUCGUCAACGGGCACAUCCACUACGUCUUCAACAUGGGCGAUGGGGCUGUGACGAUGCGGGACAAGAGCAGAAUGCACAUGAAUGACAAUCGAUGGCACUCGGUCAGCGUGCGACGACCCGGCCCCAAGACUCACUCCCUCAUAGUGGAUGACGCUAUUGAGGUGCAUUCAGUGCCGGGAAACAAUAUGCACUUGGAAUUGGAGGGAAUCCUCUACGUGGGUGGUGUAUUUAAGGACAUGUACGCCAAAUUGCCGCCCAGCAUCACCUCUCGGAUGGGCUUUGAGGGGUGCAUGGCGUCGCUGGACCUUGCUGACUCUUCCCCGAACCUCAUGGAUGACGCCGUGGUGCCGAGCUCUCUGGUGGUCAAUGGGUGUGAGGGCCCCACCAAAUGCAGCCAGAACGCCUGUGCCAACCGAGGCACGUGCGUUCAGCAGUGGAACGCUUACGCUUGCGAGUGCGACAUGACAUCCUACACAGGGCCAACGUGCUAUGACGAGUCUGUGGCGUAUGAGUUUGGCCACAAUCGUGGCAUCAUUCACUACACAUUCCCACCAGGUAACCAGCCCGACACGGAGGAGGAUCAAAUAGCCUUGGGUAUCAUCACAAUGAAGUCCGAUGCCGUGCUGCUUCGCAUCGAGAGCUCCACCACGCCCGACUACAUGGAGUUGGAGAUUGUGGAGGGAAAUGUGUUUAUGGUGUACAAUAUUGGAUCUCAUGACUUGCCGCUGGGCGAAAUCGGUGUUAAAGUCAAUGAUAACAAUUACCACGUGAUAAGAUUUUCCCGCUCAGGUGUGAAUGCAACCCUCCAGCUCGAUGACUACAAUGUCCAGGUGCUUUAUCCGCAAGGGCAUCACGCGACCACCUUCAACUCAAUGGCAAACAUUCAGGUGGGCGGCAAAAUAAACCGCAACGGCAGAUCACGAAUAGAGCGUCCUUUCGCUGGAGUCAUUGCCGGCCUGUCGCUAAAUCGCCUUCGCGUGCUGGACUUGGCGGCCGAGAGGGACCCACACGUGAACGUUCGUGGGGACGUGCAAUUGGUAACGGGUGUAUUAGAUAGAAAUGAUCUGCAACGAAUGCAGCAGACGCCAGCAAGUGGAUACCCCGGCGUGAUGGAUGAUUUAAUAUUUUCUGGAGCCGGCUCCGGCUGUCGUGGCGAUGACGAAGAUGAAUGCACACCGCCGUUUGAGUCGGGAUCAGGAGACGACUUGAUAACACCGGUUUACGUUCCACCCACCAAGCAGCCAUCCUCCACCAAGGGCACUAAAUCCAGCAAGGCGGAUGGCACCUCGCCCGAGAGAACGUGCGACGACGAGGACUGCAUUCAUGGAUCAGGGUUCGGUGAGACGACUGAGUCUCUCGGUGGAAGCACAACCAUCAAAUCGACAGAGCAAGGACCUGACGGCACGUCCAGCCACAUGGAGACAACGCCAUCGGAGACCCACAAGAUAAGUUCAGCAUCUGAGACGAUGAAGGAAUUGGACUCAACAACGGGCGUGUCCGGAGGCACAACAGUGUCUGUUGGCGUGAGCACAUCCGGUGAGGGAAGUACUUCGACCCUGGGCGGCAGCACCAGCUCAGUGGGAAGCUCCUCGACAGCCGGAGAGACGAGCAGCAGCUCUGCCGGUACGACAACCACGUCCACGAGCAGCAGCACGAGUACGGCUAGUAGCAGCAGCACCUCAAUCCUCACAACACAGGGCCUGGAGACGUCGGCGGCGGAGCGCGAGUCCACGUGGGAACACGAACCGGUGGAGACGACCAGGGAGAUCGAGGAGAGCACACCGCCGUACCAGGAUCCCCAUCCGCCGAUCUACGUGCCCACGCUGCGGCCAAAGCACAAGGGCGGCCGUAUCAACUCUGAGGCCGAGGAACGCACGGCCAUGAUCAUCGGCAUCGUGGCGGGCGCCCUCAUAGCUGUGAUCCUCGUUAUACUACUAGUCUUAUGGUUCAAGUCCAAUGGCGACAGGCCUUACAAGGCGGAAGUGGACAAGGGCGGCGCCUUCGGACAGGGCCCCAAUGCCGCCCUGCUGGGUGGCGGCGUCGCAUCAAAUGCUCACCAUCACAAUCCCGCCCAUCAUCCCGUGCAGCAGAUCCACCAUCCCAUCAAUGGCUCCAAUCUCUCCUACAACGGCUCCCUGCGCAACGGCCACGACAAGGCGAACUACAUGGCGUCCGUGGCGAAGCCCAAGAAGCGCGACUCGAAGGACAUUAAGGAGUGGUACGUCUAAGUGUUACGAAGGCAAGUAAACUAACAAGACGACCUACAAUAACUCUAUACUCUAAGGUGAUUUCUUUAGCAGUUACCUUUUUGAUUGAAGAUGUAACGAUAUCGUUUUUACAGAUAUUUUGUAUUGUAGACAGUGGUAGAAUUUUAUAGUUUAACAAUUGGCUGAAGCAGGGACUUUUCCAGAUGCUUCAGGCACUUAUUGGUACUCGGAGAUGGUGGUACAUUUUGCAGUAAUGCCAGGUUAAGACAGUAAAUCGGUGGUUUCUUGGCCAAUUGAAUGUAAUUGGUCACUUCAGUAAAUAGUUAUUGCCAAUCGUGAUAUUUCUUUCUUACGCAUUGAGUAUUUUACGCUAAUUUUACUCUCUGACAAUAAACAAUUGGAACAGUUAACGAAGGCGCCUAAUUAAUCAAACAAAUAACAAUGAAGGAACUGUAAAUUUAUGUUUGCCACUCACUUUGAAGUUUUCCCCUCAAAACAAUUCGUGUCAAAGUCCAUGCAUAUCUCCGCCAAGUUACCGCAAAAUGUAGUCACCAUCACCUCUCUGGAAUUUAUCAAUAGUUAAGUUAACAUGAGAAUUGUUAGUUAUUGCGUCAUUAAUUAUAUAUCCCACCAUUGUCAUUGCAUUCAUUUAUGUAUCAAAACUCUACCGAAGAAGUAAAAUCCUCGACUUAACAUACACGAACAUUUUGAAAAGACGUAAUAAAAGAAGGAAAUUAAAGAAAACAACUCAAAUACUCAAAACAAGCAUAAAUGCAUAUUAGAUUCCCGAAAAAAAGCAUUAGGUGGACACCUAAGAAAUUGUGUAUAGCAGAAGGAAAGAAAAAGAAAAAAAAAUUAAAAAAGAAAAUACCCUAAAUUAAGAGUAAACGAUUUUUCUUAUAAAACAUUUGUUGCGUUAAACUUUCUUUUGUUGUAAUGUUAAAAUUUAGUGAAUGAGAAAUUGAAGUGAAUGUAUAAAUUAGAGGAAACUGAAGAUCCGAUUAUUUAGGAGAAAAAAAAAAUGAAAUAAAUUGCCAUAAAGGAUACAAUAAAAUGAUAACUUUAAAUAAAUUAUAGUAAAACGAUGAGAAGAAAAAACGAUAUGGUCUUGUGUAUAUUGUGGAGAACAGAGAAGAUGGAGAUAAACCAAAAUAACUAAUUUGUUAAGUUACAUUGCUAUCUAAAUACUAAUAAAUUUGAAUUUAAACUAUUGCAAAAUUCACAGUAAUACUAUUGAUAUAGUUAAUGCGAAGGAACUAUAUUAGAAUAAUGAUGAAUACUGGCAUAAAGUAGGAUUUGUGGUUGUUAAUUUGACUGGUUUCUCUUUAAUUUCAGUACAAUUACCAAUUCGUACCAUCCCUUGUGUUCAAUUGUCCUUAUUUCGUCGCAUGUCGCGAAUGAAUGAGAAGCACAAUUUUCAAGAGUGGAGUAGAUAAAAUGAAUUUAGAGGAAAAAAAAUGAGACGCUCAAACAUGUAUCGGAAGAAAUGUAGGCAAGAAUACGUUCCCUUCCCAAAGUAGAGCACUUUUUUUUAUUAUUAAUUAUAAUUUUCCUGCUGCUAUUUUCUUUGGUUGCAAAAUGCCAUAAUCAUGGAGAAAGACGGAGAAAUCAUCAAGAAUGAAGAGACAAUAUUGAGUUGGACGUAAUACUUCUGUUAAAGUUGGAAAAGUAGAUGCCUUUCACAUGUAUUCCUCAUGUUGAUCACUUUAUGAAUUUCGUUAUUUUGUACAACCUGUUUAUUUUUCUCUUUACUCAUAAAUAUCUGCGAAUGAUAUUGUUGAUAAUGUACAUUAAACAAUUAAAUUUUGGAACUGACACAAAUCAUGAUUUUUCACUCAUUUCAUCCUCAUCCACUUGAAUGAACUCAUCUUCAUCCUCUCAGCAUGUCACCCACGGACUCUAUUCUUGGUCACUCAUCGUUGCUACUGUGGUAGAAGCAAACCCCUUUUUGCUGACGCUAUUCUGAUCUUAUACACACAUACAUAUAUACUUUAUGUUUCGCAUCACGUGAGCUUGCUUGAGAAGUUUCCUGAAAUAUUUUCCAUUGACACUCUGCAAAAUUGAUGGCACUUUUGCAUUAAGUUGAUUGAGGAGUAAAAGAUUGUAAAGUACAAAGACGUGACAAGGAAAGUUUGAAAAGUUGUGCAUUGAAUUUCCAUGAGGUAAACUCCCUCCCUCCCAAGUUAACCCCGAAAAAAAAUAUCAUGGCAAACAGUGAACGUGCUUUUAAAAUGCCAAUUAAACAAAUCCAUGGAAGAACGCUGUGGCGAGAGGAGUUCAUUGAUGGGAGCGCUGUAGGAUUAUAAGCGUAGAACAUUAAAAAAAAUAAUAAUAUAGUAUAGUGGGAAAGAGGUAACUAAAGAACAAGGAUUCCUAGUGAGAAAAACAACUCCAUAAAAUGAAGAGAAAAUCUCCCUUUAAUAAAGAGAAAGUUUUAAAUUUAAAAUGUUGUGAAUUUUUUCUAAAUAUACAAUGUUAAAAUGAACCAACAAAUUUCCUCUUCUAUAUACCAUAUUUCUCGCCCCCCCAAAAGAGAUUCUUCACACUUCUGUGAAAACACAAUACAAAGGAAAAAGUACCACUUGUGUAAUUAUAAACUUACUGUAUAAAAGAAACUACCAAAAACCCUCUACAUUAUACUAUUCUUCAUAUCUAAAUGCCGCGGACACAUUCGGUUCUGGGAAGCGUGACAAUACUCAAGGAGAGUCUUCACACAUCCUGUGUGGAUCCUGUCCAAUCAACAGACAUUCUGUUCGUCAGACAUACCAAGAACGGCCAAAGAGUGACACAAUAUAGCUAAUGUAAAUCGACAAAAUAAUUUGCAAACUGUACAAUUUUAACAGAUCCUUCCCAAGUGCUCGAAUGUUGUCUGAAUGCCGUAAAUAUUUAAUACUUAUUGACUAAAAAUAGUUUUAAAAAAACCAAAGAAAAAAAGUAUCAAAUAUAGUCAUAACAGAAAUUACUAGAAGGUUUUUCCUUUGCGAAAGACCAUCGUAAAACUCAUAUAGAUGCUAAAACUUUUUCCAAAAAAAAAUUACUGACUCACUUUACUAACAUAUCAUUGAGUGAAGAACACUAUUUUACGUAAAAUUGAAGCAACUUUCAAACUAUUUUCCCCCUUUCAAGUGUAAUCUCUCUUGAACACUCUUCUUCAAAGUUACUACAUUAUAACUCCAGAUUUGUAAUUAAUAACAGGGUAAAUUGUAAUGUAAAGGUGAACCGAGAUUGCUUUCCGCAGCUUAACAUUUUCAUUUUCCCACCAAAGUUUCACCUUCUUUUGAGAACAUUUUAUGUCCAAAGUAUACAAAAUGUGAAAGGAAGAAUUUAUCAACACUGAUUUGAUACCAGAAGAAAGAAUUUAUAAAUUUAUUUAAAACAUGACGAAAAGGUGUAAAAAACCUUACACAUAUUUUUUGGCCAAUAAUUUAAGUGUGUGAAGAAAGAUAAGCGAAUAAAUGAGAAGACAAACUGUUUAGUAUAAGAUCAUGACUUUUAUUUGUGAAAAAAAAUGAAUAAACUAGUGUUGUAAAUAAUUAAAAGAAGGCAAUGAGAGUAAAAGAAA
Molecule: messenger RNA, 9360 nt
Organism: Phlebotomus argentipes
Lineage: Eukaryota; Metazoa; Arthropoda; Insecta; Diptera; Psychodidae
Product: neurexin-1
Exons: 16
Coding region: 597-5819 (1740 amino acids)
Source: RefSeq, a predicted model, not a curated record